AUGGCUUCCAAUUCUAAACACACGGAGUGGAUUUUAGAAACAAUUGAUCAUUUAAGGCGACGCAAAGCUCGACCCGACUUGCAGCGAAUCUGUCAUGUUGUAAGACGGCGGCAUGGACUUAGCGCUGUAGACACCGAGACUAAGUUGGAGAAAUUAGUUGAUGCGGAAAUUGUGAUCAAAGUGGACUAUAAGGGAAGUACUAGCUACCGAAAUGCCGCGAAAUGGAGAAAAAGCAUGCUGGGUUGUGCAGUGCUCAACUCCACAACAAUUUCAACUAAAAUUUUGGAAGCGAUUCUGGAACUGUCGCGAAUGUUUAUAAAAGAGAAACAUGAAAAAGAAGUACAUGGUGGGAAACAAGAAGUUGACACAGCUACUGUUGAGAACAGAGCGCGUGAACAUGCUUCAGACAUUGGCAUUUCGUUAGAAAGUAUCAAUUCAUGGUUGAAGGAGAACUGCGAGGGAUUUGACAACCUCAGAAGUCCUCUGACCGUUGUUCUCAAGCGGGAGAUUGACGCUGGGCGACUGAAGAGGCUCAUGAGCUGCAACUACGUCAUCACGUCUGCCCAGAUGGAGGAGAUUCGCGACAGUAUCAAGCCUUUGAAGAGUAACAAGAAGUCAGAAAGUCGGUCUGUGGAUUCUCCCAGCGCCAAUGAGGAAAGUAAUAGUGGCAGUGACGGCAAGCCAGCUGUUCCAGCAGACCAACGUUCUACAUCAGCCGCAGCUCCAGCAACAUCCUCCAAUACGCCACAGCCUGCCAGGCGUGGUCGACCACCGAAGCACAGACCCACGGUUCUACCACCGCAGACCGCAGGGUCACUACCCGUCGUGACGUCAGCGGUAACUACAACGGCUGCUGGGGUGACCACUCAGUCCAAGCUAAAGAGAAUCCUGACCAGUGAUAACCCAGAACAGACUGGGGAUGGAUCGGAGCAGAAGCUGCCGAAGAAGAUGGAGACUAGAAAGGGAUCAUCUGCCGCUGCAGAACCUGCGUGUGAUUUUUGUAAGCUGACUUCACUGAGCAACCCCAGAGGAGUGCCAGAAACUUUACUACAGUGCAAAGACUGCACAGUCAAAGCUCAUCCGUCGUGCAUGAAUUACUCAAACCUGUUGGCCAGCCGGGCCUAUAGAGGACCAUGGCAGUGUAUGGACUGCAAGACAUGCUGUGUGUGUCAAGAUGCUGGAGACCCUGAUCAGAUGCUGUUUUGUGAUGGCUGCGAUAAAGGUUAUCAUAUGGCCUGUCAUAAUCCAUCAGUUACCAAGAAACCUUCAGGAACAUGGGAAUGCUCCCAGUGCCGGCUAGAGAACCUCUCACUGCAGCGAACUGUGUUUAUGUCCAGGCAAACAAGCCAUCAAACAGUCUCUCAUGAAUCUGCACCACCUACACCUGCAGAAUCACCUGUUCCAACUAAUCCUGUGAGCAGUGCAGACCCACAAGUAGCCUCUACCCCUUGCUAUAUUGGAGAUGGAAGAUAUCCAGAUGCUUCCGGGUGGUCAGUGAAUGAUGUCGUCGACUAUCUCACAUCGGCUGGCUUUCGGGAAGAGGCUAAAGUUUUCAGAGAACAGGAAAUAGAUGGUGUGGCACUGCUGCUUCUGAAGCGAACUGAUGUCCUCCGAGGGUUAGAUCUCAAACUUGGACCUGCUCUUAAGCUGAACAGACAUAUUCAAGGAUUGCAGAUGGCUCACCAGCAAGAGACACUCUAG
This is a messenger RNA of Candidula unifasciata, 1701 nucleotides long. The record is from the annotation of a GenBank genome assembly. Lineage: Eukaryota; Metazoa; Mollusca; Gastropoda; Stylommatophora; Geomitridae.